Messenger RNA from Pyrgilauda ruficollis (rufous-necked snowfinch), 4623 nucleotides. RefSeq names its product ring finger protein, transmembrane 2 (gene RNFT2). The transcript has 11 exons. Lineage: Eukaryota; Metazoa; Chordata; Aves; Passeriformes; Passeridae. Gene Ontology annotation, molecular function: ubiquitin protein ligase activity. The record is from RefSeq and is a predicted model, not a curated record. Gene Ontology annotation, biological process: positive regulation of ERAD pathway. Bases 688 to 2034 code for a protein of 448 amino acids.
UACGGGGCAGCGCGGGGCGGGCCGGGGCACUGCGCCACGGAGUCCAGCAGCAGCCUCCUUCCCUCACCUAACCGGAAAAGAAGGCCUGGCUUAUGUCUGUGUGUGCAUGUGUAUAUGUGUGUGUUCCUUUGUGAGCACUGUGGCCAGGUGCUGAGAGUCACUGGCUGGGAGGACCUGGGAUGAGUUUGAAGUCUGGACUGUCCUGAACUGUCUGGAGCACUCCAUCUGUGAAUGUCUGCAUGCUCCUGAGCUUCCAUCUCUGCCAGUGUGGCACCUUUCACCUCUGGAUAAAGCUGUUCUUCAGUUUUGCUUUGCAGAGCAAGUUCCUGCAGAAAAAGAAGACUGGAUGUCAUUUCCCAAGAGGCUGUUGAGUGAUGUGCCACCUCGAGAGCCACUGUUAGGUGUCCCCAUGUUCCUUGCCAGGACAUGCCAUCCCUCCUGGUGACUGCCACUUCCUGCAGGAGGGGACCUGAGUGACUCCUGCCCAGCCUGGAACCUGCGUGCCCCCGUUUGCCAUUCAAAGCUGUCUCUUCAAGUGUGCUGAGAAACAAAUGGGAGCUCAAGGUGCUCUGUCACAGAAACAAAUGAUUGCUGCCAGCCAUGUCCCCAGCUGAGUGGGUCCCACUGCCCUCUGCCCCCAGGGCCUGUGCCAGUAGCCACUCUGGGAUUUGCUGAGCCACAGGGUUCAUGUUGAGCGUGUUGUGUUUUAGGGUUUUGAGGAAAAUGCAGAGGCGGCACAGCAGCAACACGGACACCGUGCCUCCUGAAAGGAGCCGGAGCCAGACGCUGAGCUCGGAGGCCAGCGUGGACGAGAGCGGAGUGUUCGAGAGCCUCAAGGCCGAGGCCGCCUCCCCUCAGCAGCUCUUCUCGGGGCUGGCCGGCAUCCCCGCGGCCUCCAUCGCCGCCGCGCCCUUCCCGGCGGGGCUGGUGCUGGGCUCGGCGGCCGGAGGGGGAGAGGUGUUCAUCCAGAUGCCAGCCCCGAGGGACGAGGGCGCCGGCCGGGCCGAGGGGGCCCCGUUCCACCACCGGGCCCCGGCGCAUCACUUCCAGCACGGCCACCACCGCGGCUCCUCGCUGCUGCACAUGGCCGGCGGCGACCGGCACGGCCACGCCGAGGAGGGCGCCGAGGAACAGGCCGGAACGCCGGCCCCGGCUCUCUCGGAGCUCAAAGCUGUGGUCGGGUGGCUGCAAAAGGGACUUCCCUUCAUCUUGAUCCUCCUGGCUAAAGUUUGUUUCCAGCACAAGCUUGGAAUUGCUGUGUGCAUUGGCAUGGCCAGCACCUUUGCCUACGCCAACUCCACGCUCCGAGAGCAGGUGGCUCUGAAGGAGAAGAGAUCAGUGCUGGUUGUCUUCUGGAUCCUGGCCUUCCUCACUGGAAACACCCUGUACUUGCUUUACACAUUCAGCUCUCAGCAGCUGUACAACAGCCUUAUAUUCCUGAAACCCAACCUGGACAAGCUGGACUUCUUUGACUUGAUGUGGAUUGUGGGCAUUGCAGACUUUGUGCUGAAGUACCUCACCAUUGCCCUGAAAUGCCUCGUGGUGGCCCUGCCCAAGAUCAUCCUCGCUGUCAAGUCAAAGGGAAAGUUUUAUCUGAUUAUUGAGGAGCUGAGCCAGCUGUUCCGCUCCCUGGUGCCCAUCCAGCUGUGGUACAAAUACAUCAUGGGGGAUGAUCCAUCCAGCAGCUACUUCCUGGGUGGCAUCCUCAUCAUCAUGUACAGCCUCUGCAAGUCCUUUGACAUCUGUGGCCGUGUGGGAAGUGUCAGGAAGGCACUGAAGGUCCUUUGCACCCCCCAGACCUAUGGAGUCCGUGCCACGAGCCAGCAGUGCAGUGAGGCAGGGGACAUCUGUGCCAUCUGCCAGGCAGAGUUCAGGGAACCUCUGAUCCUCCUGUGCCAGCACGUGUUCUGUGAGGAGUGCCUGUGCCUGUGGUUCGACCGGGAGAAGACGUGUCCCCUGUGCCGCUCGGUCACCGUGGAGACGCUGCGCUGCUGGAAGGAUGGCACCACCUCUGCCCACCUGCAGGUGUACUGACAGCAGGGCAGCUCACCAGGCACGGAGCUGGAAAAUCCCAGGAUUCCUGCUCUGUUGUCCCAGGAUCCCAGUUCUGUUGUCAGAACUUCUUGAGCUCUGAGCCAACACAACAAUUGUGACUGGCCGCAAACUUUGCCCUCGAAGCAGGGGAGGUGUGGGUUAUGUUGUGGUGAACUCCAGGGUGUUUCUGGAGCUCACAGGGUUAUAGAGUGUCUGGGAUGUUUCCUGUUUUCCUGUCCUUUCAGUAUGGACAAACACUGCGUGUCCAGGGCAGGGGAGCUGUGAGUGCAUGUGCUGGACAAAGCUGUGCUCUGGCUGAGGAGCUCCACAUCACCUGGCCCUGCAUUCCCUGAAUCCAUGACUUUACAGAAUUACACAGCACCUCUCUCUGAGAACUCUUCCCAAGCUGUGCUUCAGAAUCUCGUGUCCACAGUUGCAUUUGCAGAAAUGUCAUUUCCCAGCUGCUGUUUUUCCAGUUGAUUCCACAAGUGGCAUGUGCUGUCACUUUGGAAAAUCAGAGGGAGCUUGGGAAGGAUCCUGCCAGUGAAGCUGGAAAUGACACCUCCUUUCCCUGGAAAUGUUCUUCCUCUUUAAUUUUCAUGGUGAGACUUCCUGAUUUCCCAGUCUCUGGGGAGAGCAGAGGGAGGUUGAAGUUGAGUUGGGUUUGUCUGGAUGGAAAUCCAGCACCUGUCUAAGAGCAUCUCACAAACUCAGUGUCCCUGCCCUGUGCUCCUCAGCCAGGACCUGCCUGGGUCUUCCAGCAGGGAAAACCUGAGCCUUGAGCUUCAGCAGGAGCUCCUGAGGAAGGAGAUCCCUGGCAGGCAUUAACAGGAAUUAGCCCCAUCCCUGUGGCUGAGCUCUGUGCUGAGGUUCUCCAGCAGCACAAGCCCUCAGAGGGAGCUGCUGUUGGUUCUGGAGCUUUCCCUGUCCCCAAACCACCUCUGCUCCCACCCCCAGGAGCAGCAGCAUCCCCCAGCUCAUUGCCAUGGAAAUGGCUGAAGGUGACAGCCCCACCUGAGCCAUCAGCAGGAAGAGGCUCCUGAGGGAAGGAGGUUCUGUCUGUGCUGAUGGAAACUCCACAGGGAGGAAUUAAAGCCAACAGGAGCUGAUGGGAACAGGAGGAAGGCUGCACAUUUCUUUGGAAAUAAGCUCAGUGUGGCUGAGGAGGAGUGGUGAGAGCAGAGCCUGAGCUGGGCACAGUCCAAACCCGGCUUGGGAGGUCCAGGGAAGCAGAGGAGGAAAAGCUUUACUUUCCAAACCAAAGUGAUGUCAAAUUUUUGUCUAAUGGAUCCUGUGAAAGUGGAGAACUGAGCCAAGGAAUCCCAUUGCUCUCUGCAAUGGGAAUAGCUCCCCUGUCUUUGGGAUGGGAGAGAGUUCAGAACAGCAGGGAGCAAGGUUUUCAUUUGGCAUAAAAAAUGUGAUGUGUGAUAGCCUGGAAUAUUCAGCAGGAAAAGGGGAAAUCAGUGAUUCCAUGGGCAGGAGCUUCUGAAAGGCCUCAGUGUCACUGCAGUGCCAGUGAACCCAAGGCUUGGUGUUUCUGCUUUCAAACUGUUUGAAAAGCUGCUUCUCAUUCUGAAUGUUUUACUCUAAAUGCUCCUGGAAAAUGUGUUUGGAGGAGUGUAGGAAAAGCUCAGUAGGAAAGUGUGGGAUACACUGCUUCCAAAUUCAGUUUUUAUUGGUGGUAGGGCAGGAAAUCAAAGGGAAAGUGUGGGUUUGCAUUCUUAAAGCUUUGGGGUGGUAUUUUAGGGAGGAUGGUCCUGCCUUCUCCUAGAACAUGACACUUGGACCAGAAAACAUCCAGGGGAAACUUCAGUUCCAAUGCCAGCUGCUGGGAACCUGUUGACUUCCAUGGGAAAACAGGGAAGGCUGUGGAAGGAAAUUCCUCUAGGAGAGGAAAUAAAACCCGGAGCCUUUUUUUGCCAUUGAACAGUUAUUUUUCUUUUUUUUUUUUUAAUAAAUUCCUUAUAAAUAUGUACAAAGAGUCUCAGCAUAAGAAAUUCCUUUUACAAAAGAGAGAAGCCACAUCCAGCCAGGACCAGGAGCCUCCUGAAGCUCCAGGAACUCCGAGCACAGGCCCUGCCCUUGCUUUGGUGAGGGGAAACCUGCACAGUGACCCUGCUGGAGUUUCAUCCCAAUGGUUCUGGAUCAGCAAAAUGCCAGGAACUGGGCAUUCCCUGCCUGUCAUUCCCUGGGCAGUGCCCCUGGAGAGACUGGGGAAUUCCCAGUGGCCUCAGGACUAACGAGGAUGGGAGGGUUUUGUGAUAAACUGUGGUGAAUGACUGGAAAAGGGAUGCUGUAAAAACCCAGGGAAUUAAAUCCCACUGCAGCUGGGCUUGCUCUGCUUGCUGCCACCUGUAACUACUGAUGGAGUAACUAAUAAAGGUGUAAUGAAAAAAGGUGUAAGUAAUAAUGCUGUAACUAAUAAUGGCCAUUUAAUCCUCAGAUGCUUUCAGUGAAUAUUUAUCAAGCUCCAAAGUCACUUCCUGUAAAUAUUAAAAACCUUGGGAAAUUCAAACACUUCAGUAAUUCCCUCACAGUGGACACUGAAAUCACAUCAAAAUCCACUCCUGUACUCAAAUAAAUAUUUGG